Messenger RNA from Thermothelomyces thermophilus ATCC 42464, 1723 nucleotides. RefSeq lists its product as uncharacterized. The transcript has 5 exons. Gene Ontology annotation, biological process: tricarboxylic acid cycle. Bases 201 to 1202 code for a protein of 333 amino acids. Gene Ontology annotation, molecular function: succinate-CoA ligase (GDP-forming) activity; succinate-CoA ligase (ADP-forming) activity. Gene Ontology annotation, cellular component: succinate-CoA ligase complex (ADP-forming); mitochondrion. The record is from RefSeq and is a predicted model, not a curated record. NCBI's taxonomy places the organism in Eukaryota, Fungi, Ascomycota, Sordariomycetes, Sordariales, Chaetomiaceae.
GAGCUCGUUGGCUGGAGCUCGCGACAAUUUCGGUCAGGGCCGCGGCUUGGACAAGUGACGAAGCCUGCUGCAUCGCAUUGUGGAAAACCGCAAACCACUCGACCUAGCAUCACCAUCCUGCAUUAGACGCCUCUUCCUGCCCUCUUCGGCCGCAUUCCCUCGGUUGUUCUCCAGCUUUUUCUCGCUUCAGGCCCAUCACCAUGCAGGCCUUCUCGAGGCAAUCGCGGCGCGCAGGCCCUCUCCUGCGGCAACUCGCCCAGAGGAGCUACAGCUCGGCCUCUUCCCCCUAUGCCUCGACCAUUAAGAACCUCCGCAUUAACAGCGACACCAAGGUUCUCUUUCAAGGGUUCACCGGCAAGCAGGGAACGUUCCACGCGCAACAGGCAAUCGAAUAUGGAACCAAGGUUGUUGGCGGCACAAACCCAAAGAAGGCCGGUCAAACGCAUCUCGGCCUCCCCGUGUUCGCCAACGUCGCCGAGGCGGUGAAGGAGACUGGUGCCAAUGCGACCGCCAUCUUUGUGCCGCCUCCACUCGCCGCUGCUAGUAUCGAGGAAGCCAUCGCCGCCGAAGUCCCCCUCGUCGUGUGUAUCACCGAGGGUAUUCCCCAGCAUGACAUGGUGCGCAUCACGUCGAUGCUCAAGUCGCAGAGCAAGACCCGCCUGGUCGGCCCCAACUGCCCUGGUAUCAUUGCUCCCGGGCAGUGCAAGAUCGGCAUCAUGCCCGGUUUCAUCCACAAGCGCGGCCGCAUCGGCAUCGUCAGCCGGUCCGGCACCCUGACCUACGAGGCCGUCAACCAGACCACCAAUGCUGGCCUGGGCCAGUCGCUCGUCGUCGGCAUCGGCGGCGACCCCUUCAGCGGCACCAACUUCAUCGACUGCCUCAAGAUUUUCCUUGAGGACCCGGAGACGGACGGUAUCAUCAUGAUCGGCGAGAUCGGCGGUUCGGCCGAGGAGGACGCCGCCGACUUCCUCCGCGAGCACAAUACGGUCAACGGCGGCAAGCCCGUCGUCUCCUUCAUCGCCGGCAUCUCUGCGCCCCCCGGACGCCGCAUGGGCCACGCCGGCGCCAUCGUCUCGGGCGGCAAGGGCGGUGCCGACUCCAAGAUUAAGGCCCUCGAGGCCGCCGGCGUCAUCGUUGAGCGUUCCCCGGCCGGUCUGGGCAAGGCCCUGCGUGACGAGUUUGUCAGGCGGGAUCUGCUCUAAAUCAGGGGCGGAACUUGUAGCAUCGUUGGUAGUGCUAUCCCAGCGUUCGCCUUGUACAUGUUAACUCUAUCACUUGACGCGCCGAGUGAGCCGGGAGGAUAGGAUGAUGGUUGGGAGGAGCAGUGUGAGGGUAUGGGCAACUACGCUCCGCGGGCAAGAUGGCACCUGAGGCACUGUCGAACCUAUAGACUUGGGGGUGGGUUGGUGGUCUGGCAUAAUCGCUUGUGCAUUACGAGUCUCUUAUUCUGAUUUGCCGUACGAGAGACUCAACAGCUGUGACCUUAGGUCGUUUUUUGUAUUUUUUUUUUUUUUUGGUGCUUUACUAAGCCGGAGGCCAGAGGCUGGCGUCCGAUAACUUCACGUGUAAGCCACGGCUUGAUCACAUUAGAAUCGGCUGUCAAACAGCCACCGAUUGUUUGGAAGUGCCGACAAGUAGACUACUCGACUGUGGAUGGGCUUCACAUCAGUUCCCGUUUGUCAUAGCGCGGAUCAAGCAUGAUGCCGCCUCAAAGUGCGCCAUA